AUGGACACUCAGAAUGGUGAUGGUAGACAUAUUCGUGACGCAGAUGCUCUUUUCCUGGCGUCUGUGGAGGAGGGCAUCAACCUGUCAAUUGAGCUGAAAAAGACAUUGGUGUUGUUAAUCACCGAUGAUCAUGGAAGCAGUGGUGCUGGAGAGAUUCGAGACGAUUUAGGAUGGGGUUUAAAAUUGUUAUUGCAAGACAAUAACAAAACCAUCAACCCAAGUUUUUAUAUAGAUUCCGUUUUCUUGCAAAUUGAAAACAACACUGCUGAUUAUAAUAAUUUCAAGCACUUCAGCCAAAUAACUAACAAUAUUCAAAAAAUCACAUUUCCAUCUAUUUUUUUCAUUAAAAAUGGGAAAUUAUUGAAUAUAUUUAUCAAGAAAGAGAAUCCUAGCGAGGAAUAUAAUGAACAAGAUGAGUUUAAUAAAAGAGUUAAUAUGAUUUACCGCUAUAGCGAUGUAAUUAAUAAUAACAAUAAUAAUAAUAAUAAUAGUAAUAAUAAUAAUAACAAUAACAAUAAUAACAAUAACAAUAAUAACAAAACUACUAACAAAACUAUUAGUAAGAAUACAAAUACGAAUAAAAAUAAGAAUAAAAAUAAGAAUAAAAAUAAGAAUAAGAAUAGUAAUAAAACUUUGAAUAAAAAUAUCAAAAAAGAUUAUGACUAUUGUAUAUUAUCAAUCAGACUAUUAGACGGGCAUACCAUCAAAAAUGAAUUCAAGCCAGAUGACACAUUAUUAAACGUCCGGGGCUUUCUUGAAAAUGAACUAAUAUAUUAUAAUAAUAAUAACGGCAAUAUCAAUAAACCGUUUGUCUUUUAUCAACAUUUAGAAAGAAAAACCUUAUCAAUCAGAGAAGAAUCAAUGACUUUGAAGGACUUGGAUUUGCUACCUAGAUCUGUAUUAAUUUUGAAACCAACAAAUUCAAAUAACUAUUCAAACGCUUAUAAUAACAACAGCAACAAUUAUAAUUACAAUUAUAACAAUUCAAUAUUUGGUAAAAUAUCAAACGCCAUCUGCUCGUUGUUUGGCUACAACACAAAUACUGAUGCAGAUAGAAUUAUAAAUACCGAUAUUGAUGCUAAUUCCAAUCCCACUACUACCACUGGUACUGAUAAUAAUAACAACAAUAAUAAAAUUAAUUUCGAUGCUAAUAAUGAUAACAAUGAUAAUAAUAACGAAAAUAAUAACGCUAGUAAUGGUAGCAUCACCACAGAUAAUAUCAAUACCACUGACACUCAUAAUGACACUCAUGAUGACGCCCGCAACGACACUCAUAAUGAUACACAAAAUGAAAAUAAAACUUCUACUAGCAGUGACAACACUAAAAAUGAGGCAAAAGACAAGAGAAGAAAUGCAGCUAUCACUUGCAACGUUCCCGAUGACAAGAUCAGCACAAACAUAAUCAACCGCCAUCCCCAUGCCCACGCCCACAACCACGCUCACAUCAAACACAUGCCCAAGAAACCUGCUUUAUCCAACACCAACAGCAGCAACGAGCUCCACGGCUCGAACAUGUUCCAUGGCAACUUGAAUCUCUCGCAAUCGUCGCUCUUCUCCAUUCCUACCUCUUCAGCACACAACCUCAGCACCGAGUUCACAAUGCACUCGAACCUCUCGAACUCCAGGGUCCGCACCCUCAACGACGAUGCCGACGGAACCGGCACCAAAGAUGCCUCCAGCACCAAGAAGGACGACGACAGAGUCACCUACAACGGCAACCAGUUGAAUCUCCAGGACGAUGGGAGGGACUAG
Molecule: messenger RNA, 1752 nt
Organism: Ascoidea rubescens DSM 1968
Lineage: Eukaryota; Fungi; Ascomycota; Saccharomycetes; Ascoideales; Ascoideaceae
Gene: UBX6
Product: Ubx6p
Exons: 1
Coding region: 1-1752 (583 amino acids)
Molecular function (GO): protein binding
Source: RefSeq, a predicted model, not a curated record